Spirometra erinaceieuropaei is the source of this 3254-nucleotide messenger RNA. The record is from the annotation of a GenBank genome assembly. Lineage: Eukaryota; Metazoa; Platyhelminthes; Cestoda; Diphyllobothriidea; Diphyllobothriidae.
AUGAAACGGAAGACGGGAACAGUCAUUAGAGAAGUGGCGGACCACGACGUGGACAUCGCUGCCCCCAGCCAGACCCACUUCUCCGAACAAAUCCAAUUGAAACACGUGAGUGCCAGCCACACCCUCCUCUGCAGUGGACACCCAAAGGCAGAGCGACGUAACAUAGGUGUCGUUUUUGUCAUCUGGAACGUCAUCGUGGGACGACUGCUCUGUCUGCCGCAGUGCAUCAACGACUGCCCCUUUGGGGAGUUAAAGUCGCCAACGUCAUCAAUGCCUGCGUACCCCCAAAGAUUAGCUCUGACGGGGUAAGGAAUAAAUUUUUCAGCAACCUACCCUCCCCUCUGGAGACUGUGUUGAAGUCGAAUGAGUCACUUGUUGUUGGUGACUUAAAUAUCCGCGUCGAGACAGACCACGAUGCCUAAAAGGAAGUUCUGGUUUGCCAUGGUCUCGGCGACUAAAGCAAGAAUGCGUCUCCCCCUCCACAAAACUUUGCAGAACAGCAGCUCCUCCGGACCAACACUUUGCGCCUUCGGGCUCAAGGAGAGUCUACCUGGAUGCACUUCCGAUCUCGACUCUGGCAGCUGCUAGAUUAAGACCAAGGCAAUCUGCUACGCCGACGGAUCGUUGGAUCACUACCUCGUCCUCUUCAAGAUGAGGCUCCGACUGUAACCUCACGGGAGACCACCAGACAAGUUAAACACUAAUCUGUUGAGUUUGUCUGAUCACCGCUUCGACUGGGCCAAUCAAGUCGCCAACAAAAUAGAAGACAUGCAGGCUCCAAAUGGCACCGUCGCCAUGAAGUAUAGUUGUACCGACUUCGGAACAUCAUUCACGUCCUCGCCUUCAACGUUCUCGUUCGUGCACGGCGUCAACACCAGGACCAGUCUGACGACGACUAGGAAAUCAGCUGUUUGCUCGCCGAGAAAAAAGGGCUGUUCAAUUUCUAUGGAAAAUUUUGAACUUAAGCUAACAGGGCGGUCUCCUUCGGAUGUGGUCGUCUUGGGCAGCAUUCGGCUGUGAGAGAUGCGAAAUUCGUGAAUGGGUCGUAAGGCCAAAGAAAUUCAAGGGUACGUAAAUAUCAAAGAAACAAAGAAUAUCUUCCCGUCAAUCACGGAAUACUACCCUCAAUCCCCCCACCACCAUCCCUACCAAGGCAACCAUAUUGCUGCUCAGAUUCGACGGAAUAGCGCUCCUCAUAAACAAAUCUCAGAUUCUAAAGAGCUGGGCUGAGUAUUACAAAGCCGUCCUCCACCGUCCACCCACGAACUCCGGCGCCGCCAUUGACCGGUUCCCUCAAGCAGAAACGAACAACGACCUGGACCUCCAGCCUUCUACCGCAGAAACUGUCAGAGCUGUACCCGAACUAUCCUGUGGUAAAGGUGAGGGAUCUGUAGCGAUCUCUGCCGAACUCUACGAGCAUGAUGACCCCCAACGUAAAACGGAAUACCAGGGGAUGUGGCACGGGGGACAGAUUAAUAUAGGCAUCAAAGACACCAACGUCGGCUCUCUCCACAAUCAGAAGGGGAGUCAGCAAGUCUGUAAUAAUCACGGAGGAACGUGGCUGCUGACCUAUACUGACAUCGUUGGUAACAUUUUCUCCACUCUUCUCAAGCUUCCAGACGAAGCUCCGGAACAACCAACCUAUCACAAGAGAAGUCCCAAGAAAUGCACACCAAAAUGUAAGCUAUAUUCGUGGAUCUGAGUAAAGCAUUCGUCACACUGAAUACUGAUGACUCUGAAAAUUAUUCAGAAAUUAGGUCGGCCGAGAAAAUUCACGUACAUGUUUCGUCAGCUUCCCAGCGGAAUGAUGGCGAGCAUCAGGGAUGAGAAGACUAUCUCAGAACCAUUCCUAAUAAUCAAUGCAGUCAAACAGGACUGUGUACUCACUGCCACACUAUUCAGUCUCCUGUUCUCUGCCAUACUGAUGGAUGCCUACUGUGAUGUGCUCCCUGUGAUCAUUAUUGUCUACCGGACCGAUGACCAGCUUCUCUAUACCCGAAACGAGCAGACCCAACUGAAUGACUGGGCGCCCAACACCGCGACAGAACCGGGUGUGCGAUGCAACGUGAAUCGCUUUGUCGCCGACUGUGCACACUUCGGACUGACCAACAUGGACAAAACGGUGGUUAAAACAUCAGCUGCCACGCGACUCUGAACACAACUCCACGUGCGUCACUGCAAACUGCACUACAAACUAUACUCAACUUCACCUAUUUAGACAGUGCACUCGUGUGCAACACAAGAAAUCGAGGAUGAAUUUGCGCACCGGAUCUCCGAAUUCCGUUAUGCUUUCAGUCGGCAUCAGAACUCAUUGUGGUAUUGUUAUAACACGUCUGAACCCCAAGCAGAAGAUGUGCGAACUAUCAUUUUGCCAACAUUGCAAUUUCGAAUGGAAGCGUGGAGAGUCUGAGUUAACCAAGCGAGGAGACUCAGGUCACCUCGUGAGCAGGAAUGAAAGGCGCCGACCAAAGUGAGCCUUCUACGGAGAUGUUGCUACGGUGCCUGCCGACAAGGAGGAAAAGAAGAGGCGCUACAAGAACACUCUGGAAGCGUCUGUAAACCAACUGUAAGCCGAAGCAGAGACCUGGAAGUAUCUGGCCCAGGAUGGAUCAGCCUGGAGAAGAGCAGUGAAGACUUAAGCAGCAAUCGAAGAUGUUAACCGAAUCGACGCUGUCAGAGCCAAAAGAGUGGCUCACACCUCUCAAGCACCUCCAACCCACAACGCCAACAUCUGAAAGUUUGUAACUCGUCCAGGCUGGCAAUGAACCUCCUAGCGCGUGAAUCGACCUCAUUGGACAUCUCCGGACCCGGUGCAAGCACAUCCACUCAACUCCACCCGUUGCCUCCGCGAACGCCUCCACAUGCAUCCUUGUAAUAACCCCUAACGCAUCCGCGACGGCGACCACCCCUACCACUGGUGAUCAUACUCCUAACUUCAUGUCAUGUCCCGAUCACACCCUCCAUCUUCCAGCCACAACCACGGCGACGACGAUUACCACCUCUUCUGCUCCAGCCAUCGACGAGAAUACUCCCAACGUACGUCAACCCCUACCAUCUCCACUCCCCCAUCAAUGCAACCUCGAACCCAUCAUGACCUCGUUGUGAUCGCACCUUCACAUCCGACAUCGGCCUUCUCGGUCAAUUACGAAUCCAUCGCACAGAGACUGACGAACCGGUGCUCGGAUCAUCGAAAUACACCUGUUGUCAUUGCCUCAACUCUCCGCAUUAAGCCCGAACCUUCCACCAUCACAUAG